Molecule: messenger RNA, 1013 nt
Organism: Phytophthora nicotianae INRA-310
Lineage: Eukaryota; Oomycota; Peronosporomycetes; Peronosporales; Peronosporaceae
Exons: 1
Coding region: 626-949 (107 amino acids)
Source: RefSeq, a predicted model, not a curated record
UUGUCGAGUACAGGUGGCGUCUGGCGUGACCAGCGCACCCUGACAGCUGGGAUCCGUACGCUGGCCAUGCGCUUCCACGGCCUUUACGAGUACACGGGCGGUGUAACAUCUUGGUGGCGCAGAUCAAAAAAUCUCCGCUACACCCACAAUUGCCACGAGAUUUGCGUUCAGAGUUUUCUAGCAGAGCCACAUAACGUGAACAAGCUGGUGAGCUAGAAAUCAUGACCAGACGCUUCGGUUUUGGUGAAUGGGGGCACCUAUAGACAGCGACACUGGUGAGGGAUAGCCGCCUAUAUGGAGUUCUUAUCCUCCGCACCUUGUCCGUUUAAUUUCUUCUCCGUGCAUUCAAACAGAGUUUUUCGCGAUGGCGGCCAUAAUUCUCGCACGAUCGCUGGAGUCACAGAAACUAUAGUGCAGGAUAGUAAAGGCAGAGCUACCGUUGGUCGUUGAGCUGCAAAUUUGGACUAGAAGCCUUGUAUCACGAACCAAGAUACAAGAGAUUCUCGACUGUCUCCCUCUCUCUCUUCAACGCUGACCAUGAUGGUCACGGCACGUUUAUCCAGCAGAGCCGCUGUGGGAUGAUGCUGCAGUGAGCCGAGCGCGUAAGCUUGGGUCUCUUUUCUUGAUGCACCGGGCAAGACCAAGCCGGAUCAACGAGCGAAUCAUGACUGACCAGGAAUGGCAGCCUCGCCUCUGCGAAUAUCCAACAAGGCGCUUGGCCUUCAUUCGCGUCGUUGUCAACAACUCGCGUACCAACCGUUCAACGAUCCAGAGUAGAGUAGAGGGACCCUGUAAGAGGACCUCUACGAGAGGCCGCUGCAAAGGUGUUUGCCGUCCACGACGACAGUCUCAGUUCUUCAAUAGGUUUGCGCGAAAUGUGAAGAUCCGGCUUCAAGUCGCUCAUCUGGUUAUCCCUUCCAAAGGCUCACUAAAAAAAGCUGCUAUUUGAGUGCUUCAUCUUCGUUCAAUUUAUCGGCGUUUGUACUACUUCGCCCUCACUUCCUAUAAUGGUA